Molecule: messenger RNA, 1854 nt
Organism: Symbiodinium pilosum
Lineage: Eukaryota; Dinophyceae; Suessiales; Symbiodiniaceae
Source: the annotation of a GenBank genome assembly
AUGGCAAGAAAGGAGGCUGGCCUCCACCAGAUCCAGGGUUCGUCUCGCCUGUUUCGGGAGAUCUUUCAGGAGACCAGCAGCGGAGACUUCGGCAUCCACAUAAAGGAUGGCCCCCUCUUCCGAUGUCAUACACGCAUCCUGGACACUUCUGGUGGCUUCUGCGGGAAAAUCCGUCAGUUUGGCAAGCUGAUGAGUCGGAAUGCUGACCAUGAUGAAAUUCCAGCGCCCAAAGAGUACUUCAAGCAGAUGGGAUACCAUCGUCUUCUGGCAGAUCUGCAGUCCAUCCAAUUCUCACAGCCCAUUGAUAGAUCUAUUCUGGCUGGGGGGAUCACUGCCACCAUCGCUGGAAAGCGCGAUGAUGCCUUGAAGCCAGGCUUCUCCACAGCGCAUUUCAUAGGCGGCACCAUUGGCACCAACAAGCGUGCCGAUCCUUUUUUCCUAGCGGAAAGGUACGAGAUUCAGUGCGAUUGCGAACUCAUGGCGGAGCUUCUGCGGUUCAUUUAUUGCGGCGAGAUGUCCUUCUUUCAGGAACAGACUGACAACGACAAGGCAAAUGAGAUCCUAACCCAGAAGAUGCUGGCCAUUUGUUUCGAGGCCGAGCGCUUCUCGGUGGAUGCCUUGUACGAGAAUUUGCUGAAUUGGUUUGGCAGAAGGAGUUUCUUUGUGGUCGGGGAGCUCAACUUCGCAGAUGCGUUUUACCAUCUGCAGCACUACGAGCAUCGUGCUACAGAGAAGCAUUCGCGAGACGUCCUCAUCACAACGCUCGCCACCGAGAUGGUGUCAACCCGAGAGCAGUUUCGGGCUGUGACGCGGGACCCUCGAUGGUGUUCCUUGCCGGUAUACUUUGUGGAAACCAUUCUCAACUAUGAGCGCCUUCCCAUAGUCUCAGAGACGGAGAUUUUAAGUCUCAUUGAGCGGUGGAAUGCGACAGCUGACAAAGAGAAGUCCGACAUUGUUCGGCUUCUGGCAUGUUUCAGGCCUGGCCAAGACUCACGGGCAGCCAUGAAGAAUUGGCUCUCGUUGAUGGGCUGGGUGGACGAGUCAGGCAACGUCGUUCCAAUUCCUGGGCUGGAGGGCUUGGAGCACAUCGUCAGUGGCACUGCGACAAGAGGCAAGAAGCCUCGCAACCACAAGAACGAGAUAGCUGACGUCACAGACCUCACAAAGGCGAUGAUUGAGUCAUUUCAUUCUGACCUUCAGCCAGAAGGCAAUGAUGAAGAAGCCGACGCUACGUUCCUGCAUUACCGCGGAAAGAAGGUGCUCGCCCAAGGCUGCUCCUUCGACCUCGGUUCUGGGGAACGUUUGCUGCAGGCAGAUGUUCUGAGACACUCCGGCAUUAGUCGACUUCGCGUAGCACUAUCGGAGCCCUCCUCUCUGCUCUGGAACCCGCAGCACGAAGUCUUCGUCGGGCUUUCAUACGGCGAAGGCAAGUACUUCGGAUUCCUGUGCAGUGCGACUUCUUUCUCUGGCAUCUUUUCCGUCCGAGCGCUGGCCUCUGCUGCUCCAGCGCCAUCAGCUCCCGUGCAUCUUACGGGCUCUGGAAACAAGAUGGAAUUCGAUAUGGGCCUGGAGAUUGCGCUGCAUCGAGUGGACUUGGUUGUGACUUGCAAGAUGAGCGCCAUCUUCAAGAACGAGUGUCUGACACAGGAAGUUUUCCAGAUAUCUCAUGAUACUCUGGUGAAUGGGCCUGGUCUGAGAUACCAAGUGGUUGGCACCGGUCUUGACAGGGACCGAGUCCUCAUCAACUUGGCCUGGGUCAGCGGGGGCGGUCCCGCACUGGACAAGCAGGUCGAGUAUGGACCCAUUGGGCCGCCAGACUGGGAUCCCGCGUUGUUGAUGCGAGGGGUUACAUAA